This is a messenger RNA of Acomys russatus (golden spiny mouse), 1899 nucleotides long. It is a transcript of the gene Trub1, whose product is annotated as TruB pseudouridine synthase family member 1. The record is from RefSeq and is a predicted model, not a curated record. Lineage: Eukaryota; Metazoa; Chordata; Mammalia; Rodentia; Muridae. Gene Ontology annotation, cellular component: mitochondrion. The transcript has 8 exons. Bases 1 to 1020 code for a protein of 339 amino acids. Gene Ontology annotation, biological process: tRNA modification; mRNA pseudouridine synthesis. Gene Ontology annotation, molecular function: RNA binding; pseudouridine synthase activity.
AUGGCAGCUGCUGAGACCGAGGUAGUUUCACCUCUGAUAGUGGACACGGCCCCAGACACCUCAUGUGCAGCCGCGACCUCCGUGGCCGCAGCUGUGGCGGCGGCGGCGGCCGGGAACAGAUCGCAGGCCCAGGUGUCCAAGGCUGCCCUAGCUGCUAAGCUGAUGUCGCUCAGCGGCGUGUUCGCCGUGCACAAGCCCAAAGGGCCCACUUCAGCUGAGCUGCUGAACCGGCUGAAGGAGAAGCUGCUGGCAGAAGCUGGCAUGCCUUCUCCAGAGUGGAACAAGAGGCAAAAGAAGACACUGAAAAUUGGACAUGGAGGGACGCUGGACAGUGCGGCACAAGGUGUUCUGGUGGUUGGGAUUGGAAGAGGAACAAAAAUGCUGACCAGUAUGUUGUCGGGGUCCAAGAGGUACAUUGCCAUCGGAGAGCUGGGGAAAGCUACCGACACACUGGAUUCUACCGGGAAGAUAACGGAGGAGAAGCCAUACGAUAAAAUAACACAAGAAGAUAUUGAAGGCAUUCUACAGAAGUUCACUGGGAACAUAAUGCAAGUGCCCCCUCUCUACUCUGCGCUGAAGAAGGACGGGCAGCGGCUCUCUACUCUGAUGAAGAGAGGUGGAGCCGUGGAGCCCAGGCCUGCCAGGCUGGUGACCGUGCACAGCGUCUCCCUCCUCAAAUUCCAGCCACCGUUUUUCACAUUAGAUGUUGAGUGUGGAGGCGGCUUUUACAUCCGAAGCUUGGUCAAUGACAUUGGCAAAGAACUCUCUUCCUGUGCCAGCGUGCUGGAGCUGACCCGCACCAAGCAGGGGCCCUUUACACUUGAAGAGCACGCUCUCCGAGAAGACAGGUGGACCAUUGAUGACAUCGCACAGUCCCUGGAGCAUUGCACAUGUCUUAUGCCGGAGGAGUUGGCAUCUAAAAAAUCAAAAUCCGAGAAGACCAGUGAUCAGGUUUUAAGCUGUGAAUAUGUAGCUCUACGGGAGACAAAGAGAGAAGAUGAUGCAAUUAAGGCGCUCUGAGACUGGCCUGGGAGGAUGGCUUCCGGUUGGUGUGCAUUCUGACCCAGGAAUGCCGUGGACUCGAUGGUUCUUUGCAAGAUGUUUUAAUAUUGUGAAUGAUGAAUUCGAUUGGAUUCAGAUAAAUAAGCUUUCUGAAUUUGAUCUUCCCGUAGUCUUUUUCCUAUGAAAAAAGUUAAACAAUAUUCUACUUACAGAAAACAAGUCUCAGCUGCCGUGGUCAACUAGUUUCCCAGAAGCCUCAACUGGGGCGGGGCAGGGGCGGGGCUUCUGCUGUUUUGAAAUUCUCUGUGUAUUUGAGUGCUCAGUGUUGAGCCGCCCUUGUGUCUGCGGAGCUCAUGGCUGGGUGAAGCGCUGCUGCGCUGGGAUCAUCUGUGCCUGUGUUUCUUAGAUCUUGAUAAUGAGUAUGUUUUCCUAAUAAAUAUUUGUAAAUGCACAAAAUUCUGCUCCCACCACUAGCAGAAUGUAAAUAGGUUAAGAUGUGAUUAAUUUCAUAUCCCAUUUGGAGCAGAACUCAGCUCUUGUAGCUGUGUGUUGUGGCAGCUAUUUCUGUGGUCAACCACAUACUAUCAAAUUACUAAAAAUGUAAUUCCAUAGAAUGUAAACAAAGAAUGUAUCUUGGAUUAAAAUUCUCUCCUGCCUACUCUUUAAUGCAUCUCUGUGUCUCUCUAUGGAGCACUGGUCCCCAUGACAUGGUCUCUAUAGUUAUUGCAGAUAUGAUCACUUUUAAAAAUAGCAACCUGCCUGAGCGUGGUGGUGGCACGCCUUUAAUCCCAGCACUUGGGAGGCAGAGGCAGGUGAAUUGCUGUGAGUUCAAGGCCAGCUUGGUCUACAAAUCGAAUCCAAGACAGCCAAGGUUCAACAGUGAAAUUUGUCUCAAAA